UCUGUAAUUCUUCCUGUGAACUACAGACGCAUCCUGAGAGAACUUUUAAAUAUAAACCACUGAUACAGAGAUAUAUUUUAAAUUCUAUCUUUAUACCUCCUCUGUGAAUUCAGGAGUGAUGUCAAGCCUAAAGGAGAUCUGUGCUGGAUUACCCCUUGAUCCUCUUCCUCCGAACCGUGGCAGAGACCCCUGCAUACCUCAUGCACCUGUCCGUACUCCAAACUUCACCCCAGCAGAAGAACGGCUGGCUUUGAGGAACGCUUUGAGAUACUUUCCUCCAAAUCUGCAUGUGACUCUGGCUACAGAGUUUGCGCAGGAGCUCAGACAGUAUGGACACAUUUACAUGUACCGCUUCUGUCCUACACUACGUAUGAGAGCCUACCCUAUUGAUCAGUACCCAUGUAGAACAAGACAAGCUGCUUCCAUCAUGCUUAUGAUAAUGAACAACCUGGAUCCUGCUGUAGCACAGUUCUCACAAGAGCUUGUCACAUACGGAGGAAACGGACAGGUGUUCAGCAACUGGGCGCAGUUCUGGUUGGUAUUUCACUAUCUGAGCACCAUGACUGAAGAGCAGACCCUUGUGAUGUAUAGUGGUCAUCCAUUGGGUCUUUUUCCCAGCCUCCCUUCUUCUCCACGCUGUGUAAUCACAAACGGCAUGGUCAUUCCAAACUAUUCUUCCAGAGAGGAAUAUGAGAAGAUGUUUGCUAUGGGCAUUACAAUGUAUGGGCAGAUGACCGCUGGAAGUUACUGUUACAUUGGCCCCCAGGGCAUCGUCCACGGCACCAUGUUGACAGUGCUCAAUGCAGGACGGAGAUACUUGGGCUCAGGUGACCUGAGGGGUCGUGUGUUUGUGACAUCUGGUCUGGGAGGCAUGAGCGGAGCACAAGCAAAGGCAGCGGUCAUUGCUGGCUGUGUUGGGGUCAUUGCAGAGGUUGAUGAAGUGCCACUAAAGAAAAGGCAUGAGCAGGGCUGGCUGAUGGAGAUCACUAGUGACUUGAGCCACUGCAUCCAACGCAUCAGGGAGGCCAGAAAAGCAAAGAUGCCCUUGAGUUUAGGCUACCAUGGCAACAUUGUGGAUCUCUGGGAGUGCCUCUACCAGGAGUAUAAGAAGACAGGAGAGUUGUUGGUUGAUUUGGGUUCUGAUCAGACAUCACUUCAUAAUCCGUUCAGUGGAGGAUAUUACCCAGUGCAACUAGCCUUCAGACAAGCCAAUCAGCUCAUGAACACCGACCCUGAGGGCUUCAAAACCCUUGUACAUGAAAGUCUUCGCAGGCAGGUGGCUGCCAUCAAUAAAUUGUCGGAUGCAGGGAUGUUCUUCUGGGACUACGGAAAUGCUUUUCUAUUAGAGGCCAAGCGAGCAGGUGCGGAGGUAGAGAAUAAAGGGGGAGGGGCUACUGAGUUUAAAUAUCCCUCAUAUGUCCAACACAUAAUGGGAGAUAUUUUUUCACUGGGUUUUGGGCCAUUUCGUUGGGUCUGUACCUCGGGUGACCCUGCUGACCUGGCUGAGACUGACGCAAUCGCCACUGCUGUUCUAGAAGAGAUAAGUUCCACAGUAACCGAACAAGUCCGACAGCAGUACAAUGACAACAUCCGCUGGAUCCGUGAAGCUGGGACACACAAAAUGGUUGUGGGUUCGCAGGCCCGUAUACUCUAUUCGGACCAGCGAGGAAGAGUAUCCAUCGCCUUGGCCAUAAACCAAGCCAUUGCUAAGGGCAGAGUCUCGGCUCCAAUAGUCAUCAGUAGAGACCACCAUGAUGUCAGCGGGACAGACAGCCCCUUCAGGGAGACAUCCAAUGUUUAUGAUGGCUCUGCCUUCUGUGCAGACAUGGCAGUGCAGAACUUUGUUGGCGAUGCAUUUCGUGGUGCCACAUGGGUCGCUUUGCACAAUGGAGGAGGAGUUGGAUGGGGGGAAGUGAUAAAUGGUGGUUUUGGAUUGGUUCUGGAUGGUUCUGAAGAUGCAGGACAAAGAGCUAAACUAAUGUUAAAUUGGGAUGUCUCUAAUGGGGUGGCACGGAGAUGCUGGUCUGGCAAUGCGAAUGCUUAUGAGACAAUUCAACGUACCAUGGAGGUCCAGCGUCAGCUGAGAGUCACAAUGCCCAACCCAGUAGAGAAAGAUCAAAUUCUGGACCGUGCACUGCAGGGAUAGACUACUAAACACUUAUUAAAAUAUGAGAUUAUUCAUUAAAAUGCUACAAGAAUGAGUGUCUAUGAACACACUUCAGGAAAAGAAAAAUCAGUUUAAGUAACACAAGUACUGUUCUAUUCAAU
Carassius carassius (crucian carp) is the source of this 2268-nucleotide messenger RNA. RefSeq names its product urocanate hydratase 1 (gene uroc1). The record is from RefSeq and is a predicted model, not a curated record. The transcript has 19 exons. Gene Ontology annotation, biological process: L-histidine catabolic process. Lineage: Eukaryota; Metazoa; Chordata; Actinopteri; Cypriniformes; Cyprinidae. Bases 119 to 2146 code for a protein of 675 amino acids. Gene Ontology annotation, molecular function: urocanate hydratase activity.